Messenger RNA from Pelmatolapia mariae (spotted tilapia), 788 nucleotides. RefSeq names its product methylmalonate-semialdehyde/malonate-semialdehyde dehydrogenase [acylating], mitochondrial-like. Gene Ontology annotation, molecular function: methylmalonate-semialdehyde dehydrogenase (acylating, NAD+) activity; malonate-semialdehyde dehydrogenase (acetylating, [NAD(P)+]) activity. Lineage: Eukaryota; Metazoa; Chordata; Actinopteri; Cichliformes; Cichlidae. The annotation marks the transcript as partial. Gene Ontology annotation, biological process: thymine catabolic process; L-valine catabolic process. The transcript is spliced from 6 exons. Gene Ontology annotation, cellular component: mitochondrion. The record is from RefSeq and is a predicted model, not a curated record.
AAUGGCAAGAGAGUGCAGUCCAACAUGGGUGCCAAGAACCAUGGUGUGGUGAUGCCCGAUGCCAACAAAGAGAACACCAUCAACCAGCUAGUGGGUGCUGCUUUUGGAGCAGCUGGCCAGCGCUGCAUGGCUCUCUCCACUGCUAUUUUUGUUGGGGAGUCUCGUGAAUGGCUCCCAGAGCUGGUGCGGCGCUCUAAAUCGCUCCGCGUAAACUCAGGUGAUCAGCCUGGGGCAGAUGUGGGUCCCUUGAUCACUCCAGAAGCCAAAGCCAGGGUAGAGUCUCUGAUCCAGAGUGGGGUUGAUGAAGGUGCCAAGCUGCUGCUGGACAAAGGAUAUGAAAAUGGAAACUUUGUAGGACCUACCAUCUUAGCUGGUGUUAAGCCCAACAUGAAAUGUUACAAAGAAGAGAUCUUUGGACCGGUCCUUGUUGUCCUGGAGGCCGACAGCCUGGACGAAGCCAUUUCUUUAAUCAACCGAAACCCUUACGGCAACGGCACGGCCAUCUUUACCACCAAUGGAGCCACAGCUCGCAAAUACACACACGAGGUGGACGUUGGCCAGAUUGGUGUGAAUGUGCCCAUCCCCGUCCCGCUCCCCAUGUUCUCCUUCACUGGCUCCAGAGGUUCAUUCAGAGGAGAUACCAACUUCUAUGGCAAGCAGGGCAUCCAAUUCUACACUCAGAUCAAGACUAUUACAUCGCAGUGGAAGGCUGAGGAUGCCACUCUGACAAGCCCGGCUGUCACAAUGCCAACCAUGGGACGCUAAGCUAAACUGACAGUGCAUCUAAC